Molecule: messenger RNA, 928 nt
Organism: Malus domestica (apple)
Lineage: Eukaryota; Viridiplantae; Streptophyta; Magnoliopsida; Rosales; Rosaceae
Source: RefSeq, a predicted model, not a curated record
CAUAACUUGUUGGUUGUGUCCCUUGUGGGACGUUCAAACCUCAAAGUUUUAGAUGUUGGAAAAGAUGAAUAUUUUUUUUGAGUUCAAAGCAUAGAUCUUUUUUGUCCUGGGUUCUGAUUUAUAAUUUUUAUCUCUUUAGUUGAGUAAAAUGGAGGGUCUGAAUUUAUUUUCUAGUCCGUUGAUAAAAUUGUAUUUUUUUUAUUCAAUUCUUUCUUGAUACUUUAGGGUUUCUGGUUUAACUGGUUUUGAUCUGUACAGGUUAAAAGAAAGAAUAAAGUAUUUGAGUUAAUUAUCAUCUUGGCCUCUUUUAUCUAGUUUCUGUUUGUUUUUUUGUUUUUGUUUUUCUUUGUCAUGCCUCGUUUGCUGCAGUUGCUGAUAGAUUUUGGAGUUUUAGUGUGAUUUCAGGUUUUUACGCAUGGCAUCUGAAGGGCAAGGAACGAUUGAAAUUCCAUCAGGAUUACCUACAGCAGCAAUGGAAGAAAUGUUUGAAGGUCCAGUGGGGUAUCAGGCGUUCCCGAACAGCAUCCAGGCUGGAACAUCGCCUGCAAUGGCCCCACCACCGGCAAGUGGUGGAGCUAACGGUGCUAGCACUUCAGGGAAGAAGAAGAGGGGCAGACCGAGGAAGUAUGGCCCCUAUGGGACAGCAUCAGCGGCAAAAAAACCCUCCUCACCCGAUGGGACAGUGCCACCGGCUACUGGAAAGUGCUCUUCAGAGCAGAAGGGCAAGGCACCAAUGGCCGAGCCAAUUGGGGAGGACUGGGGUUCAAUCGAGACUACUUUGAACAAUUUUACGCCCUAUAUGAUCACUGUCAAUUCUGGUGAGGUAAAAUAUAGCAACAUUUCUACUAAGUGGAGUUUCUUCCUGAUUUGUAAUUCUCUUUUGGUUAUGCUGUCUGCCCUUGACAUGAAUUUCACCCUGGUUAAAUAA